Brachypodium distachyon (stiff brome) is the source of this 1652-nucleotide messenger RNA. Its product is annotated as basic 7S globulin. The record is from RefSeq and is a predicted model, not a curated record. Gene Ontology annotation, biological process: proteolysis. The coding region runs from base 126 to 1493 and encodes 455 amino acids. The transcript has a single exon. Gene Ontology annotation, molecular function: aspartic-type endopeptidase activity. NCBI's taxonomy places the organism in Eukaryota, Viridiplantae, Streptophyta, Magnoliopsida, Poales, Poaceae.
CCACUGUAUAUAAACUGCUCGCUGCUAGACCCCACGCCUUGCUUGAACGCCGAUCGACCCGGAACCGGCCACACCACCGGCCUAGCUAAUUUACCAGCCGCCCGAUCCAUCAAACCAACGGCCGGAUGGCCGAAAUGGGGCAACCAAAACCCCUCCACCAGCACCACCACCUCGUCCUUCUCGCCACCGUCCUGGCAAUAAUGGCAUGCACGGCGGCCGGCGAAGAAGGCAACGGGAAGCCACUGGUGACGGCGAUCACCAAGGACGGCUCCACGCGCCUCUACUCCUUCCCGGUCAUCAAGAACGGCAGCCCACUAGUCCUGGACCUGUCCGGCCCCAUAAUCUGGUCCACAUGCCCGGACUCCUCCGCUCACGACACCAUCGACUGCAACAGCCCCGCCUGCAUGCGCGCGCACAGGUACCACCCGCCAAACUGCCCGCACACCGGCUACGGCCAGCCGGACGCCCCCCGCAACCCCUACCGCUGCAAGUGCACCGCGCACCCCCACAACCCCCUCGGCUCCAACUCCGGCGGAUCCACACCGCAGUCCGGGCAGGACCUGACACGUGUCGCCCUCUCCGCCAACGCCACCGACGGCAACAACCCGCUGAGCCCGCCGGUGGCAUUCACCGCCGUCGCCUCCUGCGCGCCGGAGUCGCUGCUGGAGGGCCUCCCGGAGGGUUCCGUCGGGGUUGCCGGGCUGGGCCGUUCCGCGCUGUCGCUCCCGGCCCAGGUCGGGAAAGCCCAGGGCGUGUGCAACAAGUUCGCGCUCUGCCUCCCUUCCGGAUCCGCCUCGGGUAAUCUCGGCGUCGCCAUCUUCGGCGGCGGCCCGCUCUCGCUCCUCCCGAUGGUCGGCACGGACCUGACGGCGAGCCUCGCGGGGGAGACGCCGCUGGUCAAGUAUAAAGAGUGCCCCGGGUACUACGUCAAGGCCACGGCCGGCAUCGCCGUGAACCAGGCCCAGGUAGUCCUCCCCCUCGACGACGGCAAAGACGGCUGCGGGCCGCUCGUCGUGGGCUUCUCCACCACGGCCCCUUACACGGAGCUCCGGUCCGAUGUCUACCGGGCCUUCAUCAAGGCCUUCGACGCCGCCACGUCAGGGAUCCCAAGGCUGCCAUCCCCAACGUCUGGGCCGAAAUUCGAGCUGUGCUACGAGUCGGCGAAGCUUGGGUCGACGCGGCUGGGCUACGCGGUGCCGCAGGUGGACGUGAUGCUUGACGGCGGGAAGAACUGGACGGUGUUCGGCGGCAACUCCAUGGCGCAGGUGGACGACCGCACCGCGUGCCUUGCGUUCGUCGAGAUGGCGGAAGGCAAAGCGACGUAUGGCGGCGGAGGUGAGGCCGCGGCGCCGGCGGUGGUGAUCGGAGGAUUCCAGAUGGAGAACAACCUGGUGGUGUUCGACGAGGAGGAGCAGCGGCUUGGGUUCAGUGGGCUGCUCUGGGGACGGCGGACCACCUGCAGUAACUUCAAUUUUACCAUGGCUGCUGUCUAGUUUCUGCAGGACUUGCUCCCGUUUAUUUACUGCAUCUUGUCAUGAGUAGUUCUAUGAAGAGUGUUCGUCUUAUGAUUUCCGGAUUUUGAUUUGCCGGCUUUGACUGAAUUAGGAAUUCAUAUAUUGAGAUUGUUAUAUGGAGUAUAAGAGACUUUUUAA